Molecule: messenger RNA, 1285 nt
Organism: Schistocerca cancellata (South American locust)
Lineage: Eukaryota; Metazoa; Arthropoda; Insecta; Orthoptera; Acrididae
Product: farnesol dehydrogenase-like
Exons: 6
Coding region: 36-797 (253 amino acids)
Source: RefSeq, a predicted model, not a curated record
CCACUAUCGGAGUAGCGGUUGCAUUUGCCGGGCGGAUGGAUAAAUACAUAGGACGUGUUGCUGUGGUCACAGGUGCUAGUGCGGGAAUAGGAGCAGCCAUAACACAGACUCUGCUUCGGCAUGGGCUGACUGUUGUAGGACUCGCUAGGAGGGUUGACAGGGUCAAGGCACUGGAAAUGAAGGAUGCUCCAGGCAAGCUGCAUGCUGUACAUUGUGAUGUGAGGAAUGAAGAGCAAAUUGUCAAUGCAUUCAAAUGGAUAUAUGAAAAUGUUGGAGGUGUUGAUAUCCUGAUUAAUAACGCUGGUGUAGCAGGUCAUUCAGACAUUACUGAGGCACCAACAGAGGAGUGGAGGAAAAUUCUAGAAGUUAAUGUUCUUGGACUCAGCAUCUGCACAAGAGAGGCUGUACAAGGCAUGUUACAGAGAGGAGUUAAUGAUGGUUUUAUUAUCCAUAUUAGCAGUAUUUCUGGCAUUUAUCCCCCAAGAACCUCAAAUUUUAGCAUGUAUGGUGCAAGUAAACAUGCAGUUCAGGUACUGACAGAGGGCUUAUUAAAGGAUUUAGCUGAAAGAAACUCAGGAAUCAGAGUUACGUCAAUAUGCCCUGGGUUAGUAAAAACAGAGAUCAUGGAUAACAUGAAACAUGUAGAUAAAGAAAAGGUCUACUCACAGCUACCACAUCUGCAACCAGAACAUGUUGCUAAUGCUGUUGUGUUUGUUUUAUCACAGCCCCCAAUUGUCCAGGUGCCUCUACUUGUAAUACAACCUGUUGGACAGAGGAGUAUUACUGAAGUGAAGUAAACAGCUGAUCAACAUCAAAAAACUGCAGAUAUUAGGAACCAGCUAGUGGUGAACUUAUGAUGUAAUAUUUAGCAUAAAAGUUCUGAUGUCAACAAAGUUAAGUGUUAAGAUAAUAACAAAUGCAAAGAAUUAGAAAGAUAUUUUGAAAAGCUGUAGUUCUAAUUGGUUGUUACAUUCAUUUCCCUUGAUGCUAACAAAUCUUCCACAUACUGAAGGUAAUAACAAUGCAUGUUCUUUGUGUAUUUAGUCAAUUGUUCAUGUAUUUGCAAAGUAUGUGUUGCAUAAGAACAUGGUUCCCAUCCAUCCCAAAUUUUUUUGGGACAGCCCCAAUGUUUAAUAAAAUAUCUGUGUGUCCUCAAAGCCCCAUCAGGGACAGUGAAAUGACAAAUAUCAUCUUAUUUGAUGUUUUAUUUCUAUGCUAAUCACCUGUGGUAUCACAAUGCUUAGUUUUCUUGUAGUUUUGGAAUAUUAUCAUCACACUUCAUUCA